Miscanthus lutarioriparius is the source of this 531-nucleotide messenger RNA. The record is from the annotation of a GenBank genome assembly. NCBI's taxonomy places the organism in Eukaryota, Viridiplantae, Streptophyta, Magnoliopsida, Poales, Poaceae.
AUGAUCAACUCGUGGGUGAAGAAGGCCACUGACAACCUCAUCGACUCUGUCAUCUCCACCAGCGACAUCAACGCCAACACCGACCUCGUGCUCGCCAACGCUGUAUACUUCAAGGGCCCGUGGCUGGAGCAGUUCAACCACUUCACGGAGCGGGGCACGUUCCAUCGGCUCAACGGAGACCUCGCCGAGGCAGAGUUCAUGGUGAACGGCCUCAUGACGAGCAGCAUCAGGUGGCAGGACAUUGCUUGCAUGGACGGGUUCAAGGGCUGCCAGCUCAAGCGCCGCCGCGGGCAUGGCGACGCAAAGUCCAAGGACACGCUCUCCACGGAGGUCAACGAGGGCACGCAGUACUCCAUGUUCAUCUUCCUCCCGGACGCGCGCGACGGCCUCUCGACCAUGGUGGAUAUGGUCACCACGUCACCAUCGUACCUGUACGGCAUCUUGAACGAGAUGGAGAAGAAGCUUGUCAACAUCAAGCUGCCCAAGUUCGAGAUUACCUUCAGCUGGAGUGACCCUCAAGCACGACCUUAG